Molecule: messenger RNA, 1107 nt
Organism: Cynoglossus semilaevis (tongue sole)
Lineage: Eukaryota; Metazoa; Chordata; Actinopteri; Pleuronectiformes; Cynoglossidae
Exons: 5
Coding region: 65-1072 (335 amino acids)
Biological process (GO): response to bacterium
Source: RefSeq, a predicted model, not a curated record
GUCCUGUCUGUCAAGCGAGAAAAAAGACUGAGACCUUUUUACUCAGGUUCGUCAAUAGAUCAAGAUGACUUCUAUACACUUUCUUCUCUGCCUCUUAUGUUUGUACUCCUACAAAAAGGCUGUGAUGACCCGUCUGUCUCCACCUGACUGUCAGCAGAGGAGUGUAAUAUCAGCUCAUGUUGGUCAAACUAUCACCAUGAAGUGUUGCAAUGACAAAACAGAAAUAGCUGUAGUUUUCUGGUACAAACACGUUUUAGGACAGAUACCAAUGCCCAUCACCACCACAAGUAAUACAUUAAUUGAUGGAUUUGACAACAGUCGAUUCACUCUGGAUUUUGAAGUGGAUCACUAUAAUCUGAUCAUAUCAAAUGUUAACUCUUCAGAUUCUGCAGUUUACCUAUGUGCCAAAUGGGAUUACAGAGAGUUAAGAUUCAUGGAGAGCAUCACAGUCAGUGUCAGAGCUGCAGAGUUGAAUGAUCAAGUGGUGGUCCAUCAGCCACAGUUUGAGAACUUCCAGCCAGGAGGCUCGGUGAAUCUUAGCUGUACAGUUCACCCUGGCAGCUGUGAUGGAGAACACAGUGUUUACUGGUUCCUCAGCUCUGGAGAACAUCAGCCAGGACUCCUUUACACCAGUGGAGGCAGGAGUGAUCAGUGUGAGAAGAAACCAAACACACAAACACACACCUGUGUCUACAACCUUCCACUGAACAUCUCUAAUUCUGGAACCUACUACUGUGCUGUGGCCUCAUGUGGACACAUACUGUUUGGAAAAGGAACUAAAGUGGAGUCUCAAGCAGACGAAGUGAACUUGACGUAUUUAAUGUACGCAGCUUUGACCUUCACCUCCAUCCUCAGUGUUUUUCUGUCUGUGUUACUGGUUAAGAGGAACAAAGAGAACUGCUGCAAGUGUUCAGAUUCAACCAGAGAAAUAUCAGCUCCCUCCACAACAAAUGAAGAGGGCUACGGAGAUGAAGAAAACCUCCAUUAUGCUGCUUUAAGUGUCCACAACAGAACCAGACGACGGAUGGACAAUGUGGAGAAUGACUGUGUGUACUCCAGUGUACGACAUUAGCUCUGUAUUAGGUGAGGUAUUUCUCCAAAUAAAUA